GCACCCACAGACAGCCAGCGACCCCGGGGCCAGAGGGACGAAACACAACCUGUUGACGUGCAACAAGUGUCAGCCCUGAGCUCAUGGCAGGACCCCGACCCAUCUGCAUCCCCUCAGCCCGGCCCGCCUCACAGUAGAGCCUCAACCUGCCAUCUGUCCCCCGGGGACCCAAACCUGAGGACACACAACUUUUUGUGCGUCUGUCAAAAAGGGGAGCUUGAACUUUUGGUCCAGAGGACACACAGAGUUUUCUCAUCUCCGCUCGUUGUCACUUUUUGAGGAGACCUUUUCCUGAGAGAGAUGAUGGAGGACCACCUGGUGAAGAUCCCCAUGAUGCCGUCCUGUUCUCCCUCCGAGUCGUGUGCCAGCGGGGGGAGCGACGACAGCCGAGGAGCCAAGAGCCCGGCCCCGGGUAAGGCCCUGAGCCCGGCCCUGGUCUGCAGAGUGUGCGGUGACACCAGCAGCGGGAAACACUACGGAAUCUACGCCUGCAACGGCUGCAGCGGCUUCUUCAAGCGCAGCGUGAGGAGGAGGCUCAUCUACAGGUGCCAGGCCGGCACAGGCAUGUGUGCAGUGGACAAAGCUCAUCGCAACCAGUGCCAGGCCUGUCGGCUGAAGAAGUGCCUGCAGGCCGGCAUGAAUAAAGACGCCGUGCAGAACGAGCGUCAGCCCCGCAGCACGGCUCAGGUCCGCCUGGACUCCAUCGACGUGGACCCGGACAAGGAGCACCUGGCCACCACCCGGGAGCCCACCUCCUCUUCCUCCUCCUCCUCCUCUUCCUCCUCCUCCUCCUCCAGUGUCAUCACGUGGCCCCACAUCACCUCCUCCAUGUCCAUCACCUCCUCCGUGGCCCCCCAGCGCUGCAUCAGUCCCCAGAACAACCACCGCUUCAUGGCCAGCCUCAUGACGGCUGAAACCUGCGCCAAGCUGGAGCCCGAGGACGUUGAUGAGAACAUCGACGUGACCAGCAACGAGCCGGAGAGGGCGUCCUCUGAGUAUCACAUGGCUCUGUAUCCGUCCAGCUCGGAGAACGUGUACGAGACCUCGGCCCGGCUUCUCUUCAUGUCCGUGAAAUGGGCCAAAAACCUGCCGGUGUUUUCCAACCUGCCCUUCAGAGACCAGGUGAUCCUGCUGGAGGAGGCGUGGAGCGAGCUCUUCCUGCUCUGUGCCAUCCAGUGGUCGCUGCCUCUGGACAGCUGCCCACUGCUCUCCCUGCCCGACCUUUGCCCCGGCAUGCAGGGGAAAACCAGCUACACCAGCCUGGACCUGCGCCUCCUGCAGGAGGUGUUCAGCCGCUUCAAGGCCCUCGCCGUGGACCCCACGGAGUUCGCCUGCCUCAAGGCCAUCGUGCUCUUCAAGCCAGAGACUCGAGGUUUGAAGGAUCCAGAGCAGGUGGAGAAUCUGCAGGACCAGUCCCAGGUGAUGCUGGGACAACACAUCCGCUCCCACUAUCCCAGUCAACCAGCCAGGUUGGGGAAGCUGCUCCUCCUCCUCCCCUCCCUGCGCUUCGUGAACUCCGAGCGGAUCGAGCUGCUGUUCUUCCACAGGACCAUCGGGAACACUCCCAUGGAGAAGCUGCUGUGCGACAUGUUCAAGAACUGAUCAACCCUCCUCGGGUGGAACCAGUGAUAUUUGUAUUUUCUGUAAAACAUAUCAGAGAUUCUGCUCUUCUCCCCCAAAGGCCACUUUAUUAUUUGUUGUUUCCACAUCAGGGUGAUUCUGAAAUGCGUUUCCCUUCUCCUCAUGCUCGCUGUCUGUAUCAUACUUAGAUCUGUGACUCGCUCUAGUGUCCCUUCAUUCCUGGGUCUUGUUGUGUUGCCUCGUGGUCGAUGGACGGAUGAUCCCGGCUGUCCGUGAGGUUCUGUUCAUGUUGUCAUGCCUUGAUAAAGUCCAAUUUGCUUUAA
Molecule: messenger RNA, 1904 nt
Organism: Platichthys flesus (European flounder)
Lineage: Eukaryota; Metazoa; Chordata; Actinopteri; Pleuronectiformes; Pleuronectidae
Product: photoreceptor-specific nuclear receptor-like
Exons: 8
Coding region: 301-1602 (433 amino acids)
Biological process (GO): cell differentiation; anatomical structure development; positive regulation of transcription by RNA polymerase II
Molecular function (GO): zinc ion binding; nuclear receptor activity; RNA polymerase II cis-regulatory region sequence-specific DNA binding
Source: RefSeq, a predicted model, not a curated record